Messenger RNA from Gastrolobium bilobum, 768 nucleotides. RefSeq names its product WUSCHEL-related homeobox 11-like. Gene Ontology annotation, biological process: adventitious root development. NCBI's taxonomy places the organism in Eukaryota, Viridiplantae, Streptophyta, Magnoliopsida, Fabales, Fabaceae. Gene Ontology annotation, molecular function: DNA binding; DNA-binding transcription factor activity. Bases 1 to 768 code for a protein of 255 amino acids. The record is from RefSeq and is a predicted model, not a curated record. The transcript is spliced from 2 exons.
AUGGAAGAUCAGGGCCAGCAUGACCCCAAUAGUCCAAGCCAUGGUUCCGAGAAAAGCGAACCGGUUAGGUCAAGGUGGACUCCAAAGCCAGAACAAAUCCUCAUACUCGAGUCCAUCUUCAACAGUGGAAUGGUGAAUCCACCAAAGGAAGAAACCGUCAGAAUAAGAAAACUGCUUGAGAAAUUUGGCACCGUCGGUGAUGCCAACGUCUUCUACUGGUUCCAGAACCGACGCUCGAGAUCUCGCCGCCGGCAGCGCCAGCUUCAGGCAAGCCUUGAGCAAAGUAACCAGAUGCAACCUCAAGUUGGUGGUGCAAUUCCAUGUGAUCAGAAUCAGACAACCUUUCCUGCAAACACAACCAUGGGUUUUGGUUCUGGUUCUGGUUAUUCUUCUUCUUUCACUUGUUCUUCUCAAUGUUUUCUACCUGGUUCCUCUUCAUCAUGCGGUGUCGUUUGUAGCCAAGAAAACAUGGAUGGUUUCUUUUCAGUCUCUCCUCAAAUGGGUUUCCCAGAAAUUGAUCAUAGCUCAGCUGCAUCAUCAGUUUUGUACCCUUCUGUUACUUCAAAUUUGAACUAUGAAUCUGGAUUCAUUACUGUAUUUAUCAAUGGGAUUGCAACAGAACUACCAAAGGGGCCAAUAGACAUUAAAACAGUGUUUGGAGAUGUAAUGUUAGUUCAUUCCUCUGGAGUGCCACUUCCCACCAACGAAUUCGGGUUCUUGAUGCAGAGCUUGCAGCACGGUGAAAGCUACUUUCUGGUUGGCACAUAG